AUGAGCCUUGGUGUCUUCCGUUCCGCUAAAGCAGCCGCCACGGAUUUCUAUGCCAAAGUGGUCGAGCCAAACUUGGGCAUUUCACUUCUACUUACCUCACAAUGUCUUAACUCUGUGAUGAUUUUGACAUGCAAGCUCCUAGAAACUGAUAAGGACUGGGAUGAACCCAUCACACCUAUCCAGAUUCUAUUCGCCCGUAUGUUCAUCACAUAUGUGUGCUGUGUGCUCUAUAUGGUCAUCACUAGAAGUGUUGAGGAUGCUCCGUUCGGACCAAAACCGUUGCGCCCAAUCUUGGUGGCUCGAGGAGUGCUAGGAUUCUUGGGAGUUUUUGGGCUCUACUUCUCAUUGCAGUACUUGAGUUUGUCCGAUGCGGUCGCCAUUACUUUCCUCAUUCCCUUGGUGACGCCGUUCUUUGCCUGGAUUGCGUUGGGCGAACGCUACUCGGUGCUCGAGGCUGUUUGCGCUGUGCUCUCUUUUGGAGGAAUUCUUCUAAUUGCGAAACCAGACUUUAUUUUCGGCUCGGCUUCCAAGCUGGAGACCGGUGAUGACGCUGCAGAGUCAGCAUCCAGUGAGCUUCGAGUUCUUGCAACAGCAGUUGCCCUUGUAGGAGUCUGUGGCGCUUCCAGUGUGUACGUGGUGCUCCGUAAAAUUGGAAAAGCAGCACACCCGUUGAUUUCUGUGAGCUACUUUGCUCUUCUGACGUGUAUUAUUUGUUUUUUGAGCACCAUCUUGAUUCCUGGGCUCUCUUUCCAGGCACCAAAGACCUUCAAACAGUGGUUCCUAUUCAUGCUCAUUGGCCUCUCUGGAUUUUUUAUGCAAUUUUGUCUUGCCGCGGGACUUCAGAGGGAAAAAGCAGGUCGUUCAGCGCUUCUCAUCUACUCCAAUAUGGUGUUUGCCUUGUUCUGGGACUUUGUUAUCUGGAACCAUAUUCCAGGCCUCCUUAGCUUCUUGGGCACGGCUAUUAUUGUCAUCAACGCAUACCUCAUCAUCAAGCUUAAACCCUCGACUCCUGAGAGUCUUGGCGGCGAUGCUACCAAAGAUGGGUACAAGAAACCCUCUGAUAUUGACUUGGAGGACUUUGUUUUCAGUGAUGACGAGUCUCUUUAA
Molecule: messenger RNA, 1107 nt
Organism: Australozyma saopauloensis
Lineage: Eukaryota; Fungi; Ascomycota; Pichiomycetes; Serinales; Metschnikowiaceae
Exons: 1
Coding region: 1-1107 (368 amino acids)
Cellular component (GO): membrane
Source: RefSeq, a predicted model, not a curated record